Messenger RNA from Brassica oleracea var. oleracea, 1388 nucleotides. Its product is annotated as actin-related protein 2/3 complex subunit 2A. NCBI's taxonomy places the organism in Eukaryota, Viridiplantae, Streptophyta, Magnoliopsida, Brassicales, Brassicaceae. Gene Ontology annotation, biological process: Arp2/3 complex-mediated actin nucleation; actin filament polymerization. The record is from RefSeq and is a predicted model, not a curated record. Gene Ontology annotation, cellular component: Arp2/3 protein complex; actin cytoskeleton. Gene Ontology annotation, molecular function: actin filament binding; structural constituent of cytoskeleton. The coding region runs from base 179 to 1144 and encodes 321 amino acids. The transcript is spliced from 10 exons.
UCCAAAAAGUUUAUCGAAGAAACGUUCAAGUUGUGACAGAGAAUAUCUCAGUCGUCUUUUUGUUGUUGCAGCCGACGAGGCUCUUCUUCUUCUUCUUCGCCGAUUAGAUCCCGUUGGAGAACCCAGAGACUCUCUUAGAUUCAGAUAGUGUUCUUGGAUAGUGCGAGAUAGUCAACCGAUGAUGUUGCAGUCGCAUUCGAGGUUUCUCCUUCAGACGCUGUUGACGCGUGCUCAGAAUCUUGAUAAAGCAGUGGAGCUAGAUUAUCAAUGGAUCGAAUUCGAUGAUGUUCGUUACCAUGUUCAGGUGACAAUUAAGAAUCCAAACAUAUUGUUGCUAUCGGUUUCGUUACCAAACCCACCACCUGAAGCAAUGUCCUUCGAUGGACUUCCACUGGGAGCUAUCGAAGCUAUUAAAACCACUUACGGCACGGGGUUUCAGAUCCUUGACCCUCCUAGAGAUGGUUUUAGUCUUACCCUCAAGCUCAACUUCUCUAAAGUUCGUCCAGAUGAAGCGUACAGAAACUCGUUAUUAACGAAGCUAGCUUCCAUUAGAGAAGUGGUGAUGGGUGCGCCGUUAAAGAUCAUUUUGAAACAUCUAGCUUCAAGGACGGUUGCCCCUGAGCUGGAUAGGCUUGUAGCAAUCAUGCAUAGACCUAACGAGACAUUUUUCCUCGUGCCUCAGGCUGAUAAAGUCACAGUGGCUUUUCCUAUGAGAUUUAAAGAUUCUGUAGACACAAUUCUUGCGACUUCUUUCUUAAAGCAAUUUGUAGAGGCGAGGCGUGCGGCGUCGCUUAGUAGUGCUCCUUCUUGCUCUUGGUCUCCAACCGCACCCCAGGAACUGGAAGGAGCUCCUAAAGAAACACUCUCUGCUAAUGCCGGUUUUGUAACUUUUGUCAUAAUGCCUCGGCAUGUGGAGGGAGAAAAGCUUGAUCCUACUGUAUGGAAUUUGUCAACCUUUCAUGCUUAUGUUAGUUACCACGUCAAGUGCUCAGAGGGUUUUAUGCACACCAGGAUGCGGCGUCGCGUGGAGUCUAUGAUUCAGGCUCUAGAUCAAGCUAAGCCAUUGGAGAAAACAAGAUCCAUGAACAACAAGUCAUUUAAACGGCUAGGACUCAACGAUGCCAACCACACCACUUCCAAGUAGUUCAAUCUCUCACGAAGCAAUUUUGUAAAACCUUGCGAGUAGCUGUUCAGACAUGUUUUUUUUACCACUGAAUUCAAUCUCUAUGAUAUACUUAAUUUUUUUUUUUUUUUUUGGUUUCAGAAUGGUUCUUUAGUACAAUUCUUUCAGAUAUUUUUGAUCAAAUGUAUGAUUCUUAAACUGUAAGAAAUUCACACGAGAGCGAAUCAUAGAGGAUCUUCUAGGUUUUGUAAUAAUCAUUGUGGUU